AAUGUUAAUAAUAAUAAUAAAUUAGAUAUUAAUCAUGUCUGCCAAUCAUUCCGAAACAAUCAUUAAUAAUUAUAAUAACGAGAUGGCUACAUCAACCAUCCCUACAACGAACACUAUUAUAACAACUAUGAACGAUAAUAAUAAUGAUUACAAUAGUAAUUUUGAGGGUAAUGUGUUAGAUAUAAGUACCGAUCCUGAAGUUUAUUAUCGUGUUGUAUUGUUUGGUUAUAUAACGCCAAUAUUUUUUCUUAUCACAUUUGCCGCAAACAUAUUGAUCGUUUUGGUUUUAUCGAGGCCAACAAUGCGUUCUCCAACAAAUCUUGUAUUAUUAUCGAUGGCAGUUGCUGAUCUACUAACAUUGAUAUUUCCUGUUCCAUGGUAUUUUUAUAUGUAUACAUUAGGCUAUUAUAAAUUUCUACUAUAUCCGGCAUUAUCAUGUAAUCUUUAUCAUGUUAUGAGUGGAAUUCUUCCAACAUUCUUUCACACCGCAUCAAUAUGGUGUACAUUGUUAUUAGCCUGCCAAAGAUACAUUUACAUAUGCCAUCCCACAUUGGCGAAAGUCUGGUGUACAAAUAAACGCGUUACACGCACCAUAUUGGCCAUAUUUUUAUUAGCUUCCGUCCAUCAGCUGUUGCGUUUUUUUGAAAGUCAUUGGAUUGAUACAAUUGUUACGGUAUCAUAUCCUCAAACACCAACACCAUCAUCAACACAUAAAUCGAUUUUUGACGAUGACAAUGCUGAGCUAAUGUCAACAAAAAACGAAAUAUCAGAAAUUUUAUUAGAAACAAACAAUGAAACAAUUAUAAUCAAUGAACCACAAAAAGCAUGCCGUCAAGUAAUAGCAAAAUGGAUAACAUCGAUCGAGAAUCUUUAUUUUGGAACAUAUUUUGUAUUUCGUAUUGUCUUUGUUCACAUUGGACCUUGUUUACUAUUAGUCAUAUUCAAUGUUCUUUUAUAUAAUGCAUUGAAGCGUGCCGAAAAAACAAGAAAUAAAUUACUUAAUAAACAACAUCGUCAACAUUCUUCUGAACAACGAAAUGGUUCAUCUGGUUGGAUAAAACAACAACAAUCCGACGAUCAACUGAUACAACGAAAAGCUAAUCGAGGACGUGAUGCUAAUUCAACUACUGUUAUGUUGAUAGUGGUUGUAACCGUAUUUUUGAUUGUUGAAAUACCAUUAGCUGUUGCAACAGCUAUACAUGUUACAGAGAAUAUGUUUACCGUUGAUAUUGUAUCCGAUCAUUUUCUUUCAAUGACAAUUAUAUUCUCUAAUUUUUUAAUCAUUAUAUCAUACCCUUUAAAUUUUGCCAUCUACUGUGGAAUGUCUCGAGCAUUUCGUGAAACAUUUCAGCAAAUGUUCCUUAAGAAUAUAUUUGAAAUUCGUCCAACGACUAGAUCAUCAACCACAGUAAAAGCAACGACAACGUUAACAACAAUGACAAAUAUUUUAUCAACAGACAACAAUACUGCUAUCAACAACAAUACAAUAGCCUUACAACCAAAACCGCCAACGAUUUCAAGUAUGAAUCAAUCGAAAAUUUCAAAUACGAAUAUCAUUUCAUUACCAACCCCUUCGAAUCAAAAUAAUGGCAAUGAUAAUGAUAAAUGUCAUGUUCAACGGAAUUGGGGUGAUGGGAAAAGUGAUUAUGUUUGGUAA
Messenger RNA from Dermatophagoides pteronyssinus (European house dust mite), 1657 nucleotides. RefSeq names its product sex peptide receptor-like. The record is from RefSeq and is a predicted model, not a curated record. Gene Ontology annotation, molecular function: G protein-coupled peptide receptor activity. Gene Ontology annotation, biological process: G protein-coupled receptor signaling pathway. Lineage: Eukaryota; Metazoa; Arthropoda; Arachnida; Sarcoptiformes; Pyroglyphidae. Gene Ontology annotation, cellular component: membrane.